Messenger RNA from Hibiscus syriacus, 1495 nucleotides. RefSeq names its product lipid droplet phospholipase 1-like. The transcript is spliced from 10 exons. The record is from RefSeq and is a predicted model, not a curated record. Lineage: Eukaryota; Viridiplantae; Streptophyta; Magnoliopsida; Malvales; Malvaceae. The coding region runs from base 181 to 1266 and encodes 361 amino acids.
AACUCCAACUAACUCUUACUUCUCUCCUUCUCAUCUGAUUUUUUUUCUGGCGCUUUCUCUCUCUGUCCUCCUUUUUUUCUCGGGAAUAUUCGAAUGCGUGAUUUUUUGUUGUUGCUAUAAUUACUUAUUAUUAGGCGUCGUUGGGCGGGACUGAGAAUAUACAAUUUAAAGUAAUUAAGGAUGCAAGACGGCGUCGCAGUCAAUGGAGUUUGCUCAUCGGAGUCGGUGAAUGGAAGUCGAGAUGUUUUCAGUUGUAAAGAUUCUGAUUCUUUAUCAGCUGAUCAUCUUGUUGUCAUGGUCCACGGAAUUCUCGGCAGUUCUUCGGAUUGGAAGUUUGGAGCCGAACAAUUUGUUAAAAGGCUACCGGAUAAAGUAUUUGUCCAUUGCAGUGAACGGAAUAUGUCUAAGCUGACUUUAGAUGGUGUGGAUAUAAUGGGUGAACGAUUGGCGAAGGAGGUCCUUGAGAUUAUUCAAGAAAAGCCAAAUUUAUGCAAAAUCUCUUUGGUUGCGCAUUCUAUUGGAGGAUUGGUGGCUAGAUAUGCGAUUGGGAGACUCUAUAGACCACCUAAGGGAGAAGCUAAAGAGGAUACAUCAGGUAAUGGAUGCAAGGAGGAAGUGAGGGGAACAAUUGGUGGCUUGGAGGCUAUGAACUUCAUCACUGUUGCAUCUCCUCAUCUUGGUUCAAGGGGUAAUAAGCAGGUACCAUUUCUUUUUGGGGUAACUGCUUUUGAGAAAGCUGCAAGUUUUGUUAUUCAUUGGAUAUUUAGGAGAACAGGUCGGCACCUUUUUCUUACCGAUGUUGAUGAAGGAAAGCCACCUCUGCUUAAGCGGUUGCUGGAUGAUUCUGAUGAGUUAUAUUUCAUGUCUGCUUUACGUAUAUUCAAACGCCGGGUUCUGUAUUCCAAUGUGGCCUACGACCAUAUUGUGGGCUGGAGAACCUCAUCAAUAAGACGGAACAGUGAACUACCAAAGUGGGAGGAAUCUCUAAAUGAAACAUAUCCGCAUAUCGUCUAUGAAGAACACUGCAAGGCGUGCGACACUGAUCAGGAUGAAACUGUUUCAGCAGAGGAUUAUGGGUCAUCUGACCAGCUAGAAGAGGAACUGAUCAGAGGCCUAUCCCGAGUUUCAUGGGAAAAAAUAGAUGUUAGUUUUCACAAAAGUAAACAGAGAAUUGCUGCUCAUAGUGUUAUACAGGUUAAAGAUCAAGUAUUGCAUAUUGAAGGUGCAGAUAUAAUCCAACAUAUGAUCGAUAAGUUUCUUACAUGAUGCAAUCUUCUGUUAGGUAAGACAAGAUUGAUUCACUUCUGAGCUUCCUAUAUUUGUCGCCUGUUAAGUUAUCGCUUGCCGGUUGAAUGGAUCAAUACGCACGCUGGUUGAUAAGGAUGAUUAUGACAACUAUGAUUAAUUCAGCAGUCAUUUAGAAACUCUGUUCAUUCAUUAAUCAUGUUUAGUUUGCUUGCUAAGAAAUAUGGAAAUGGGUAAAAUGCAAAACCCA